AUGAACACCGAACACUCCUAUUUCGACGCCGAUAUCACGGACGUCUUUCGCCGACAGCUCGUGUUCGCCAGCGUGCAAGCCAACAGCGCGCUCGUACUGCUCGUGGUGAUCGGCAUCUUGUCUUUGGCCGUCGUGCGGUACUUCACGAGUCCGUGGCGAAAACUUCCUCCCGGACCGCAAGGCCUGCCUAUCAUCGGCAACGCGCUCCAACUGGCAGAUACGCACAAACAAUGGCUUCGGUUUAGCGCAUGGCGCGAGGAGCAGUAUGGAGACAUCUUCUCUCUCAAUGCAGCUGGGCAGCCUGUCGUUGUUCUAAGCAGCCCGAAGGUGGCGUCCGAGUUGCUCGACUACCGCGCGAGCAUCUACUCGGAUAGGCCUCGAUGGAUCGUCGCGUCGGACAUCUUGACUAGAGGGUUGUUCCUCCCGUUCAUGCCGUGGAACGAUGCAUGGCACCGUAUGCGCAAGGCGGCACAUGAGAGCUUGUAUCCCGUGCAAAAGCUGCACGAGUACCAAGCUACGGAAGCUCUUCUCUUGGCCCGUUCCGCGCUGCAGAACCCGGUGUUGUGGGAUAAGUACAUUCGACGCUCAGCAGCGAGUAUGACGCUCUCUUGCGUCUAUGAUCAACCUGUCGUUAGCGAACAGGACGCUCGUAUCAGCUUCAUCAAUGCAUUUGCUGCGCGGAUGACUACUGCUGCAGCCCCCGGUGCUCAUUGGGUCGAGAUCUUCCCUUGGAUGCGCUACCUUCCGAGCCGCAUUGCUCCAUGGAAGGCCAAAGCAGAGAGACAAUACAAGGAGGAUAGUAACACCUUCAAUGCCGUCUUCCAAUGUGUACGCGAGAAAGUGAUGAGCGGCGUAGAAGGGCCAUCUAUGAGUGCAACUCUACUGCAUGAGACUGAUCGCCAUGGUCUCAGCGAGCAUGAAAGCUCGUGGCUAGCGGCGAGCUUGUAUGCGGCGGCCACAGAUCCAGUGUUCUCGGUCAUGCUAUUUUGGUCUCUCGCCAUGCUAAUGUACCCGGACACGCAGAGGCGCGCCCAAGAGGAGUUGGAUGCUGUUGUCGGUCGCGCACGGGUGCCAACCUUCGCUGAUAUGCCUCAUCUUCCCUACAUCCGCGCGAUGGUCAAGGAAUCCAUUCGUUGGGCGCCCGUGAUUCCGCUUGCAGUUCCGCAUCGCAGUAUACAAAACGACUACUACGAAGGAUACUUCCUCCCCAAGGGAACUAUCGUCAUCGCGAACACCUGGGAGAUGAACCAUGAUCCCGCCAUCUACGGCCCCGAUGUGGACGACUUCAAUCCGGCUCGUCACCUUGACGAUCAAGGCGAGCUUCUUCCCGGUCCGAUAGGCUCGAAGGAAGAGGGGCACUUCGCUUUUGGCUUUGGAAGGAGAGCUUGCGUCGGGAAAGCGGUCGCGAACAACAGUCUCUUCAUAGACAUCGCCACAUGCUUGUGGGCUUUCUCACUGGUCAAUCCUGAUGGGCAAGCGCUUGAUGUCGGCGCCUCUGAUGACGACGGUCUCACCAUCCGGCCGAAGGCAUUCGAUGUUCACAUUCAGCCCCGCUUCCACGAGGCUGUAGCCUUACUGUCGCACGAGUGCGAGCUCAGAGGACGCUGA
Messenger RNA from Peniophora sp. CBMAI 1063, 1608 nucleotides. The record is from the annotation of a GenBank genome assembly. Lineage: Eukaryota; Fungi; Basidiomycota; Agaricomycetes; Russulales; Peniophoraceae.